Molecule: messenger RNA, 3179 nt
Organism: Tripterygium wilfordii
Lineage: Eukaryota; Viridiplantae; Streptophyta; Magnoliopsida; Celastrales; Celastraceae
Product: protein DEFECTIVE IN EXINE FORMATION 1
Exons: 13
Coding region: 251-2836 (861 amino acids)
Molecular function (GO): protein binding
Source: RefSeq, a predicted model, not a curated record
UGCCAUAGUACAGACCUCUCAACUGUCUUCAGCUCCAAAUUCUCGUUCGCUUCUCCAGUUCUCCGUCGAAAUUCUACAGGAUCGUAAGACCCUAGCAUAUUGGCGAGGGUUUAUCUGCUCCUGACUGAUCUUUGUUGUAUUAUCUUAUUGGGUAUUAGGGAUACGAUACAGUUAUUCUCCAAAAGAGUUUGAUUAGUUGUUUUUUUUUUCGUUUCCUCCUCUUUCUGUCAAGUGAAACGAAGAAGAUCGGAUGAAUCUCUCAGUGACUAGGGUUCUGUUGACUUGUUUGCUAUUGUUCAUUUGCUUGGAUUUCGCUCAUGGCGAUGACUCCCCAGCGAAUAAGUUCCGGUCACGGGAGGCCACUGAUGAUACCCUCGGUUAUCCCGAUUUAGAUGAGGAUGCGUUGUUAAAUACACAAUGCCCCAGGAAUCUGGAGCUGAGAUGGCAAACAGAAGUUAGUUCUAGCAUUUAUGCCACUCCAUUGAUUGCAGAUAUCAACAGUGAUGGGAAACUUGAUGUAGUGGUGCCCUCAUUCGUUCACUACCUUGAAGUUCUAGAAGGUUCUGAUGGAGAUAAAAUGCCAGGUUGGCCCGCCUUUCACCAAUCAACAGUACAUGCAAGUCCUCUCUUGUAUGAUAUUGACAAGGAUGGCGUGAGAGAAAUUGCUUUGGCUAACUACAAUGGCGAAGUGCUCUUUUUCAGGGUAUCAGGCUACAUGAUGACAGAAAAAUUGGUGGUACCUCGUCUGAAGGUUCGUAAAGAUUGGCACGUAGGUUUGCAUCCUGACCCAGUGGACCGUUCUCAUCCGGAUGUUGACGAUGACCAACUCAUUUUGGAGGCUACUGAAAUGAAAUCAAAGACUCAUACAAAUGGAAAUACACCUGAGCGAAACAGUUCAGGUUCUACAUCUACAGAAAGUCACAUUGGUAUGGAGAAUAUGCCCAAUCCAACAAAUGUGUCAAAUCCGGAGAAUGUAUCCAAUCUAGCAGAUGUAAAGAAAGUGAAUGAAAGUCAAAAGGGAACAAACAUUAAGCUGCCUACUGGUGUGGAUGAUUCUUCUGCAAAUGCGGGUUCAUCCGGAUCAAAUAAAUCUGAGACCUUGACAGGUACAGGGAGAAGGCUACUAGAAGAUAACGAUUCGAACGGGUUGCAGGAUGGUGGUUCUGAAUCCAAAGAUAAUGAUAAUAGUAAUAGUAAUGAGGAUAUACGUGCAGCAACUGUUGAAAAUGAAGAGGGAUUGGAAGCAGAUGCAGAUUCAUCUUUUGAGUUAUUGCGUGAUAAUGAUGAGCUUGGUGAUGAGUAUAGUUAUGAUUAUGAUGAUUAUGUGGAUGAAUCCAUGUGGGGAGAUGAGGAGUGGACUGAGGGUCAACAUGAGCAACUGAAAGAUUACAUUAAUAUUGACGCACAUAUUUUGUGCACUCCUGUUAUAGCAGACAUUGACAACGAUGGAGUAUCAGAAAUGGUUGUUGCAGUCUCGCACUUCUUUGAUCACGAGUAUUAUGACAACCCAGAUCAUAUGAAGGAGCUGGGUGAUGUUGAUAUUGGUAAAUAUGUUGCUGGUGCUAUUGUUGUUUUCAAUCUUGAUACAAAGCAAGUUAAGUGGACUACACAACUAGAUCUCAGCACAGAUACUGCAAAGUUCCGUGCGUACAUAUAUUCUUCUCCAACUGUUGUGGAUUUGGAUGGUGAUGGCAAUUUGGACAUUCUUGUUGGAACUUCAUUUGGCUUGUUCUAUGUUUUGGACCAUCACGGAAAAAUCAGAGAGAAGUUCCCUCUUGAAAUGGCUGAAAUUCAAGGUGCAGUAAUUGCAGCUGAUGUUAAUGAUGAUGGCAAAAUUGAACUGGUGACUACUGAUACACAUGGGAAUGUUGCUGCAUGGACUGCGCAAGGAAAGGAAAUUUGGGAAGCUCAUGUUAAAAGUCUUGUUUCCCAGGGUCCAACCAUAGGUGAUGUUGAUGGGGAUGGGCGUACUGAUGUUGUGGUUCCAACACUAUCCGGCAAUAUAUACGUUCUUAGUGGCAGAGAUGGUAAACCUGUUGGUCCUUACCCAUAUCGGACCCACGGGAGAGUGAUGAAUCAAGUUCUACUUGUUGAUUUAAGCAAACGUGGGGAAAAAAGCAAGGGACUCACUCUUGUUACAACAUCUUUUGAUGGUUACCUAUACCUAAUAGAUGGGCCUACAGCUUGUGCUGAUGUUGUCGAUAUUGGCGAAACUUCAUAUAGCAUGGUCUUGGCAGACAAUAUUGAUGGUGGAGAUGAUCUCGAUCUAGUUGUUACAACCAUGAAUGGGAAUGUCUUUUGCUUCUCAACUCCUGCUCCACAUCAUCCCCUCAAGGCAUGGAGAUCAAACAAUCAAGGAAGAAAUAACCUAGCUAACAGGUACAAUCGUGAAGGAGUCUACGUAACACCUAGAUCAAAACAGUUUCGUGAUGAGGAAGGCAAGAGCUUCUGGGUGGAGAUUGAGAUUGUAGAUAAAUACAGAUUCCCUUCUGGCUCACAAAAACCUUAUAAUGUCACCAUAACUUUGUUAGUGCCCGGAAAUUACCAAGGAGAAAGAAAGAUAAAGCAAAACCAGAUAUUUAGCCAUCCCGGAAAAUUCCAAAUUAAGCUUCCAACCGUUGGAGUCAGGACCACUGGGACUGUUGUAGUCGAGAUGGUGGACAAGAAUGGACUCUAUUUCUCAGAUGAGUUUUCCCUGACAUUCCAUAUGUAUUACUAUAAACUAUUGAAGUGGCUCAUUGUCCUCCCGAUGGUUGCCAUGUUUGGCGUGCUCGUCAUCCUUCGUCCGCAGGAAUCCAUGCCUUUACCAUCAUUUUCUCGCAACACUGACCUUUGAUCACAAUGUUUAGUACAUGCUAGACACUCCAGAUUGAACGCACAGCAGUUGUUAUUUUUUGCCUGGCCAAGAACUAUGGGUGCUACCGAAGGCUUCAACUUGAGACAGAUCAUCUACCGUUCAAAAGGGGUUUUGCAUGGCAAAAACUCUAGAGUUCAAGAUUACAGAAGGUCCGAACUUGUAACAUAUACGAAUGAAUAGUUAUGCUGCAUUGGAUUUUGGAUCCCCAAACCCUUUGUAGCUUUUUUGUAAUUUUGUGAGGCUGCUUGAGGGAAAUAGAUAGUCAUGUACGAAGGGAAUAUUCAAAGUAAUUUCUCAUCACGCAGUAACCAAGAAAGGAAAA